Molecule: messenger RNA, 420 nt
Organism: Trypanosoma conorhini
Lineage: Eukaryota; Euglenozoa; Kinetoplastea; Trypanosomatida; Trypanosomatidae
Exons: 1
Coding region: 1-420 (139 amino acids)
Source: RefSeq, a predicted model, not a curated record
AUGGGGGACGCAAGCGUGCCGUCGCUCAGCACAACACCCGAGCCUCCGCCGCCAACCAACCGCGUCAGGGAGUUGAGACUCGCCGCGAAGUUGGGCUCCACCGCAGGGGGCUUUACCCCACUGGAUUUUCUUCUUUGCGGCAUCACCCUCUUCGAUCGCAAUGCCCUUCACCAGCAAAAGACUCCUGCCAGUCAUGCCGGCAAGUUCCUCCCCAGGCUGUGCAGGGGUACAUCCGCCCAGCAGCAUGUAGACAUCGUUGCCACGCACAAGCACUGUUGGCCGCAUUACGUCCGCUGCCUUGUUGACAGCCGACUCACUUCCCUCCACAACUUGUGUGCAAAGCCGACUUGCGUCCGCCGCCCAGAUUUCCGUUGCGCCCCCCGCUGGUUUCCUGAGGCGCUUCGACGCAAUCCCAGUUAA